Molecule: messenger RNA, 925 nt
Organism: Camelina sativa (false flax)
Lineage: Eukaryota; Viridiplantae; Streptophyta; Magnoliopsida; Brassicales; Brassicaceae
Source: RefSeq, a predicted model, not a curated record
GAUUCCGCUUCUCCGCUUCCAUCAUAAAUAUCUCUCUCUCUCUCUCUCUCUCUCUCCUUCACCCAUCGUUUUUCUCUAGAUUGUUCUCUCUCACUCACACCAUUCUCAUUUCUCUCUUUAACCGUAAACGAUUCUUCAACUUUUUUUUUGUUCUUUCUCUCGCGAUGGCUCAAGAUGAUGUUACUGCUGCUGGUGCUAACGGAGGAGCCACGACGGCGGCGGUUGUGGAGAAACCUGUUACCUUCACCGCUUUCAAGACGACGUUGACCGUUGAAGCUCAGAAAGUCAGCGACGCUGUUACGUUCUACAAAUCUGCUUUCGGUGCGAUCGAGUCUGGUCAGAGUCUUUACCCUAAGCGUAAGCUUGACCAAGAGCUUCCUCAUGUUCUCUCUUCUGAGCUCAACCUCGCUGGUUCUUCCCUCGUUGUCCGUGACGUCACCACUCUCUCUGGUUUCGCUGCGAUAUCGGAAGGUACGACGAUGACUCUAACCCUCGAGACAGAUGAUGUUGAAGCAGCCGUUGCGAAAGCUGUGUCCGCGGGAGCUGUGAAAGUGGAGGUUACGGAGGUGGAGACUGAAGGAGGUGUUCAAGGAAAAGUCACGGAUCCGUUUGGUUUCACUUGGAUCUUCUCUGCUCCGGCGAAGAAGAUUGAGAACGCCGCCGUGAACGACGAGAACAAAGAGGUUUAGUUACUGCCGUCGGAUCUGGUUUUUUCGUCGGUUUCUGAACAAACUCUUGUCACCCUUAACAUCCUAUUUUCUGGUUUAUGCGUUUAUUUUGUCUUUUCUUGAAUCCGGUACGUAGUAAACCGGAUCGAGUAGCUUAAUGACUUUCUCGGAGUUUUAAGUUUCACCCCUUUUGACAUACUCUAAUCUUUGGUGAAAUCAGAUAUUAAUCUCGGAUUUUAUAUGUUUUUUGUUGAUGA